Molecule: messenger RNA, 4677 nt
Organism: Gloeophyllum trabeum ATCC 11539
Lineage: Eukaryota; Fungi; Basidiomycota; Agaricomycetes; Gloeophyllales; Gloeophyllaceae
Product: P-loop containing nucleoside triphosphate hydrolase protein
Exons: 18
Coding region: 1-4023 (1340 amino acids)
Cellular component (GO): intracellular anatomical structure
Molecular function (GO): ATP binding; RNA binding
Source: RefSeq, a predicted model, not a curated record
AUGCCACCUAGAAGGGGCAUCGUCAAGAGCGGAAACGCUGGAAAUUCCUCAAAGCCAAAAAAUACCUCGGGAGAAGCCCAGCCAGCAACCGAAGGAGUCAAGGCUUUGUUCCCUCCGGGAUACAAGUACCCUCUCAGUCUGUUAUCCGAAAGAUGUCAGAAGAACGGCUGGGAGAAGCCAAUAGUCGAUACUCCGAGGAGAGCCGAUAAAUAUCACUUCAUAGUAACUCUCUCUCGAUUGAAUAAAAAGACGUCCCAGACAGAGUCAGUCCGUAUGGAGCCUCAUCCGCCUAAGCUUAUGCCGACAGCACUAGAAGCUCGACACUGGGGUGCGACGUACGCUUUGUAUCGUUUCUGCAACAACAUCCAGCUCAAUAUGCAACUUCCUCCUGGGCCCCGUGAUUACUGGAAUGAGUUGGCAGCCGAACAUAAAACUGCGCCAGAUCACCAGAAGUGGAUGUAUGAUCCCGACCCUUUCGCCGCCAAAAAGGCUGUGGAAGAGCGACAAGCUCAGGCAGCUCAGCGAAAAGAACAGAAGAGCCAAUCCGUCUCAGAAGAGCGAAGAGGCGGGCAGGUAUCCCCUGAAUUUGCCAGUGCUCCAGAAGUCAAGAUGGCCGGGAGCCUGCGUGAGCAGGUCGAAACCUGUAUAAAGAGAGCAUUUACUGAGUACCCUGAAGUAGAGGAGCCUGCGAUUCUUCCGGAAGACGAAAAGGGCGCUUUACAGCAGCAGUUAUCUCGCCUGGGCUUCAGUGCUUCGCAAUGCCGAAACGCCAUCUCGUUCCUCUCGACCCCGUCACCAUCCGCAUCUGCGUUACUGCGCACAUCGACGUAUCUGGAGGCCGCUAUCGAGUACCUGGUCUUGAACGUGCCUGAGUGUGACUUGCCGGCAAGGUUCCUUCCGGAGAACAAUUCCUCGAACUCCUUCGUCAGGGCGGCACAUUCUGGGACUGACGACUUGAAAAGAAGGUGGAUGGAAGACAAGGCUGUGAAAGAAGCGGGCUGGCCAGCGAAGGCUGUUAAGGACUGCAUGGCUUCUUCAGAGUCUCCUCCAGAUUGGGAAGAGCUCAUCAGACGACUCAAUCAAAGGCUUACUGGCGACUUUUGGGAUUCAACCGUACCCAACGCGGAGAACUCUCGACCGGUGGAUCUGGAGGAACUGGAUUCCAUUGACGCCCGCUACGUUAAUGACUCUGAGAUUGUCAUAUCCUUAUUCACGUCACCACUCAAGCUUCAUGCCAUUCACUCGCGCGGAGCACCUUACCCGACUAGCGCAAGCCCUCCACCAAUGUAUAUCACUUGUAGCACCGUCGCUGCUUACAUCAGACUGCACCUGCUCGCGGAGCUGCUCCGAGUCUUCAGAUCUGACACCUUGAUACAGCCUGGAGAGGGAUUCUUCACUGCCACGCUCAGAUUUCUGGAGGAGGGAUGGGCUAGUAUAGAAGACCACGGCCCGCCUGACAUGUCUAGUGUCCUGAGGCACCUAUUAUUCCAAUCCCCGCCCUUGAUUCAACAGUCUUCCGACCACCAUGUGGAUGAAGGAGGCAAGGCUGAAAGCGCACGUACGCCAAGACACAAAAGAGCAGCUGGCAGAAGAGACACCCGGACGAAUUCGCAGAUUAAAGAAGAAUAUGAAGCCCUGCGACGCACCGAUAAAUACAGUACUGUACAGGCUUCACGCUCGAAAUUACCGGCGUUCAAGUCGCAAGAUGAAUUCGUCCGACUUGUGCAAGCGAAUCGUGUCGUGGUGGUGGUCGGAGAGACAGGCAGUGGCAAGACUACACAACUUCCCCAGUUCAUCCUCGACUCCUUGAUACUCGGCGACCGUGGCGCAAGUGCAUCCAUUUUGGUAACCCAGCCACGACGAAUCUCUGCCAUCUCCGUUGCGGCCCGUGUCUCUGCUGAGCGCUUGGAUGACGGCUCAGUAGGAUAUGCGAUUCGAGGCGAGAGUAAGCAAAGUGCCCGCACCAAGAUAUUGUUCUGCACGACUGGUGUGGUCCUUCGCCGGCUAAGUGGUGGUGAUAACCUGCAGGGCGUUUCACACAUUAUUGUCGAUGAGGUCCACGAGCGUUCAGUAGACGGAGACUUUUUACUCCUAGAGCUCAAGGAGAUACUAGAAAGUAAUCCGAACCUGAAGGUGAUCCUAAUGUCUGCCACGAUUAACCAUGAGACGUUCGUGCGGUACUUUAAUGGCGCGCCUUUACUCAGCAUACCAGGCUUCACGCAUCCCGUGACUGAUUUGUAUCUGGAGGAUAUUGUACCUCGAGUCGACUACAGACCCACUCCACCGAAGCUUGGUAAGAAGGAGAAGGAAGACGCGAGGCGUCCUUUCCAGGAGAAACUCAGAGCACAGGACCUGGACGACCAGAGUGUUGCAGCGAUUGACUCAAUAUCGCGCUCAGGCAGGAUAGAUUAUCAGUUAAUUGCUCAUACCGUGAAACAUAUCAUGGCGACCGCUUCUAAACGAGCCGGUAUGUUAAUUUUCCUGCCUGGUGUACAGGAAAUACGCCAGUGUAUGGAGGCAGUGGGCUCUGUGGCAACAAGAGUAGACGCGGACAUUCUGCCGCUACACGCCAACCUGUCGAGCGAAGAACAGCGUAGAGUUUUUCUUCCAACAUCAAAAUGGAAGAUUGUGGUAGCAACGAAUGUAGCUGAGACGUCGAUCACCAUCGACGACAUCGUCUAUGUGAUCGACGCUGGCAAAGUCAAAGAGACCGAAUACGACCAUGACAGUGGGCUGACGAAACUGGUGGAAAAGUGGGUCACUCGUGCUGCAGCUAGGCAGAGGCGAGGCAGAGCCGGAAGGACUCAGCCCGGUUUCUGUUACAAGCUGUACACCAGGGACCACGAGCGGACGCUGCUCGAGUUCCCAGUUCCUGAGAUUCUGCGGGUACCCCUGGAGCAGUUAUGCCUGACAGUAAAGGCCAUGCGAGAGGAGGAGGACGUGAAGCGAUUCCUUACACGAGCCAUCGAUCCGCCUGCCAUAGCGGCUUUGGAUAAUGCUUGGUCGGUGUUAGAGGACUUGGAAGCCAUAGACGAAAAUGGCAGGCUGACGGCCUUGGGUCGGCAUAUGUCGAUGCUGCCCGUUGACCUACGGCUUGCGAAGAUGUUAAUCCUGGGGACGAUCUUCCAAUGUCUCGGGCCAGUCCUCGACGUGGCCGCCUGCCUGUCGUGCAAACCGCUGUUCCUUAACCCAAUGGAUAAGCGCGAAGAAGCCACCCAAGCGAGAAUUCGCUUUGCGACCGGCAACAGCGACCUCCUGACGGACGUGCACGCAUACAACGAAUGCGCGCGCCUCCGCUCGGAAGGCAAAUCUGCCGGUGCUAUCAAAGCCUUCUGCGACGAGAACUUCAUCUCCCCCGCGACAAUUCGCGAGAUCACCACCCUCCGGCAAGACUUCCUCUCUGCGCUCUCCGAAAUUGGCUUCAUCCCCUUCCGCGCCACGCCCUCCGACGCCCAGCUAAACACGCACAGCAGCAACGAGAACCUCGUCAAAGCCUGCAUCCUCGGCGGGCUCUGGCCGCGCGUCGCGCGCGUGCACCUCCCGCGGUCGGCGAUCAAGUUCGACCGCGUGCAGGCGGGGACGGUGCAGCGCGAGAACGUGGCGAAGGAGUACAAGAUGUACGAUCUGAGGGAGGGAAGGGUGUUCCUCCACCCCGGGUCGGUGCUGUUUGGCGCGACGGCGUGGCGCAGCCCGUUCCUGGCGUAUUUCCAGAAGAGCAUGACGACGAAGAUGUUUUUGAGGGAUGCGACGGAGGUCCCUUUGUAUGCGUUGCUAUUAUUCGGUGGUCGCCUUUCGGUGAACCACGUCGGCGGCGGGCUGACGAUCGCGAGCAAAGACGCCUUUAUCAAGCUGCGCGCGUGGCCCCGCAUAGGUGUGCUAGUCAACCAGCUCCGCCGUCUGCUGGACGCCCAGCUGCAGCGGUGCAUGGAAGAAGGGACGACGCUGAGCUCAAAGCGCGACAGCCCGAUCAUCCAAGCCAUCUCGGCUUUGCUGGCCGGCGACGGACUCACCAACAAUCUGUAACAACCACUUCACAAUGGAUGUCUUUCUCCCAAGGACGAUCCAUAAUUCCGUCGUGAGAUACAUAAAAUACAUCAUGACUCUUCGUGCCCACUCUGGUUGUGGUACGUCACUUGAACUAUAAUACAGCGUAUCCAAUUACCGAGACUCUACUGUGGUAUUACCGAGAUGCGGGUUGUAUGUAUGUGUAUAUGCGCGGGCGUUGUGGAUUCUGAGCAUAAAGUCAGAAUAGAGCCCGACCGACCUACAAUAAUAAAUUACACGUCUCUUGUCAUGACGCCGGGAUGCUUUGCUUGCCAGCGGACGAAGGGACGAAUUUCGCGAAUAGCGAGCUUGAUUUGCUACGCCGCGAGGCAGACGAAGACACAGACACCCUGGUCGUAUCCGAGUCCGCGGACACCGUGCUCGCCGACACCGAGUCCUUGUCCGUCUGGUCGCACCCGGAGGGAGGGGUAGAAAAGAUGCUCGCGACCCUCCUCCCCAGCGCCCCGCGCUUCCGUGAGAGCGCCGACGCGCGGCGCUCGCGCAGCUUGAACGGGUUCUCGAAGCCGGAGUAAUACAGCUCGCCGCUGUCCGCGCUCACGCGCUUCAUCUUCCCCACGCGCUCGCUCGCGACGAGCGACUGCGCGCGCCGCGGCGGGCGCACGUCUUCCCUCG